AUGUCAUGGGUAGAGGCUGGUCAUCACGUAGUUAAUUUCUUCCACCUGGUGGGGGUUUCUGUAUCUACAAGACAGCUCACAGGGCGUGGCUCGGAAUGUUGUCUAUUAGCUGUUGAGCAGGAACUAAAGGUGCUUGACUAUGCUCUUAAUGAGGAUGUUGUUAUUGUUUGGUCUCCUUUGUUCUUUGUUUUUGCAUGUUCUCACUUCUCUAAUAAACGUAUUCUUUGCCUAGAGUUUUUCAUGGACAAAAGUCUGGCAGAGCACCUGUGGGCGAGGGCCCUAGGGUCCUGCUGUCUCACUGUGUCCUUGGCUCGAGGUGUCAGGUGUGGCUGA
Molecule: messenger RNA, 333 nt
Organism: Rangifer tarandus platyrhynchus (Svalbard reindeer)
Lineage: Eukaryota; Metazoa; Chordata; Mammalia; Artiodactyla; Cervidae
Source: the annotation of a GenBank genome assembly